Messenger RNA from Coregonus sp. 'balchen', 838 nucleotides. The record is from the annotation of a GenBank genome assembly. NCBI's taxonomy places the organism in Eukaryota, Metazoa, Chordata, Actinopteri, Salmoniformes, Salmonidae.
AUGGUAUUUGAGGAGUCCCAGGUCGCUGGAACACCUAUCUUCAUCGUUAAGGCUUUCCUUCCAGUCAAUGAAUCAUUUGGUGAGUUUCAUCACACUUUCCAACUAAUCAUUUUCACCUUAACACUGAAUGGAAACAGAACAUUUAAAAGGAACGCAUUCAAAUGUAACUUUUCUAAAACUUUUUCUAUUCUAUAACUAAAAAGACUAAUUUAGUAGGACCAGGACAAUACCACAGUACUUGUUAGUAUCGUGGCAAGCAAACAAAACGGAUUUAACUUCUUUAGGAAAACAGCCCUUAUGUUGGAAAUAAACACUAUGUUGUCAUGUAUUUACUUUCCAAGCUAUAUCACAAAAUAUUUUACAUACAGCAGGUUUUUAAUGGACCAAAGAGUUUUCCAUGGAAAUAAUAUCACGAUACUGGUAUCGUCACAGCCAUAUCAUAAAGGAUUCGCCCUUUACCAAGCAAUGGUUCAUCAAUGUAAAACAUCAUAUCCAUUAGACAUCAUAUCCAGCCAGGAUAGGUGCGAAACAAUGGAAAUAGGAGUCAACCAACCAACCAACUAGUUACAGAUAAGCAUGACAAAACAACACAGACCUCUUGGUUGUUUAUGAAUAUGUAUUUUUAUUUCCCCCGAUGUUUUUAGGUUUCACAGCGGACCUGAGGUCCAACACGGGCGGCCAGGCCUUCCCCCAGUGUGUGUUCGACCACUGGCAGAUCCUGCCCGGGGACCCCUUCGACGAGACCAGUCGGCCAUGGCAAGUAGUGGCAGACACCCGCAAACGCAAAGGCCUCAAAGAGGGCAUCCCUGCCCUGGACAACUACCUGGAUAAACUGUGA